This is a messenger RNA of Spinacia oleracea (spinach), 840 nucleotides long. RefSeq lists its product as uncharacterized. The coding region runs from base 1 to 840 and encodes 279 amino acids. NCBI's taxonomy places the organism in Eukaryota, Viridiplantae, Streptophyta, Magnoliopsida, Caryophyllales, Amaranthaceae. The transcript has a single exon. The record is from RefSeq and is a predicted model, not a curated record.
AUGGCGUUGGGUUCAAGGAACAAGCUCGGGUACAUAGAUGGAAAGAUUAAGAGGCCAAAUCCAAGUCAUACUGAUUUUGGGAAAUGGUACAUGAAUGACAAUGCAGUGAGAGGUUGGAUACUAGCUUCGAUGACUACAAGCCUUGCAGAGAGUCUGAUAUACAUGGAAACCUCAAAAGAGUUAUGGGAUGAAGUAAAAGAGAGGCAUGGACAUACUAAUGCUCCUCUCUUGUAUCAGUUGAAGAAGGAACUAAGUGACUUGAAACAAGAAAAUCAAGCAGUUGGGAAUUUAUAUUGCAUGCUGAAGAAUUUGUGUGAUCAUAUCUCUUCUAUUGAAGGUAUACCGGAGUGCACUUGUGGUGAAAUUAUCAAGUGUACCUGCGACAUGAUGAAGAAGUUGGCAGAUGCAAAGUCUCUCAACAAAUUGAUUCAGUUUCUUAUGGUUCUCAAUGAAGGUUUUGAGAAUAUAAGGGGAAGCAUUCUUGCUAUGGAGCCUUUGCCUCCAGUUAACAGAGCUUUUCAUCUUGUGCAACAACAAGACAAGCAAAAGGAGAUCACUAGAAACAUGAAUACGAAUAAUGAGAUGAGUGCAAUGAAUGUGAAGAAGCAAUUUGUGAAUACUUGGCAGAAGAGAGAAUCAAAAGAAGAAAAAAUGAGAAAGAAGUGUGACCAUUUCUCAAUGAAGGGACACACUAAAGAGGAGUGCUUUCAACUGAUGGGUUAUCCAGAUUGGUUCAAAAAUCCUCCUAAAGGAAAAACAACACAGAGGACAGCAGCAAAUGUGAACAAGCAGACCACUGAGUAUGCAGGGGAGACUCCUCUUGAGAAGAAUCUUGAGUAA